GGCGCGGGGCGCGCGGCGCAGGCACCAUGGGCUGCUGCUCGGGCCGCUGCACGCUCCUCGCGCUCUGCGUCCUGCAGCUGGUUACUGCCCUGGAGAGGCAGGUGUUUGACUUCCUGGGCUACCAGUGGGCGCCCAUCCUGGCGAACUUUGUCCACAUCGUCAUGGUCAUCUUGGGGCUCUUCGGCACCAUCCAGUACCGGCCACGCUACAUAGUGGCGUACAUUGUGUGGGCAGCUGUCUGGAUCACCUGGAAUGUCUUCAUCAUCUGCUUCUACCUGGAAGUAGGGGGCCUCUCGAAGGACAGUGAGCUCCUCACCUUCAACUUGUCCCGGCAGCGCUCCUGGUGGCGCGAACACGGGCUAGGCUGUGUGCGUGCACGUGAGGAGAAGGCUGCGGCGGGCCUCGGGGUCCAGCCUGACCAGGCCCUGGUGUCGGGAGGCCUCUGCGCCCUGGAGCACAGCUAUGUGGAGGCUCUGCACAGCGGUCUGCAGAUCCUGGGGGCUCUCCUGGGCUUCAUCUACGGCUGCUAUGUGGUCAGUGUGUUUACAGAGGAAGAAGACAGCUUUGAUUUCAUUGGUGGAUUUGACCCUUUCCCUCUGUACCAUGUCAAUGAAAAGCCGUCCGGCCUCUUGUCCAAGCAGGCGCGAUUGCCCGCGUAAGUGAAGAGGCCCUGAACCCGUUCCUGAGACCUGACCUCGGCCUGGGACUGAGGCGGGGCCCGGCCACUGCAGACAGGCUCCUGCCCACCUCACCAGGACGCUGGCCUGGUGCCCGUGUAGGGUGGGUGAUUUCUGUUUUCUAAAAAAAAAAAAAUGAAAACAAGAACAUGGCAGCCCCCGUUCCUUGCUGGAGUUUCAUCCCCAUCACAGCUUGGAUGGUUUCUGAGGAGUCCUCCUCCACUGCCCUGCCCCGGGCAGCCGCACUGCAGCCUGAGCCCCUGCUGCUGGGGUAUGAAGAGCUCCCAAGGGGCAGCGAGAAGGGAAGACGGAAUCCCACCAGCAAGUCCGGGUGCGCCACUGUGACCCUUGAGCUGUAAGCCUCACCGCUCUGAAUAAAUACCUCUUGCUGCCUUA
Molecule: messenger RNA, 1073 nt
Organism: Dipodomys spectabilis (banner-tailed kangaroo rat)
Lineage: Eukaryota; Metazoa; Chordata; Mammalia; Rodentia; Heteromyidae
Gene: Nkain4
Product: sodium/potassium transporting ATPase interacting 4
Exons: 7
Coding region: 27-659 (210 amino acids)
Biological process (GO): regulation of sodium ion transport
Source: RefSeq, a predicted model, not a curated record